AAAAAUCGACGAUUCUUAUCGAAUAAAAAAAUAGAAGAAAAAUUGCGACGAUCGAGCAAGGUGGAGAAACAGGGAUCAGUGUAGAGGAAGAGCAUCAGUGUUGUGAGAACUGAGGACAAUGUCUUCUGAAUUGCCAAGUUCUGUUCGCAAAGUGGUUGUUCAUCUCAGAGCCACCGGCGAUGCUCCUAUCCUCAAGCAAUCCAAAUUCAAGAUAGCAGGAACUGAUAAAUUUGCUAAAGUGAUAGACUUUCUUCGCCGACAGCUCCACAGGGAGACAUUGUUUGUAUAUGUCAAUAGUGCCUUUUCACCAAACCCUGAUGAAUUGGUCAUUGAUUUGUUUAAUAAUUUUGGCUUUGAUGGCAAACUGGUGGUCAACUACGCUUGUUCCAUGGCAUGGGGCUAACUCUGAAUGAUGGUUGCUGGUUACAAAAGCUCCAUAUUGUGAAUACAUUGUUUACUUUCAGAAAUUCGGGACUUGCAUAUAAUCACAGUACCCGAUUUCUUUUGAACUUGAAGAUUCUCACAAGAUGUAAGUGCACAAAAGGUUUUACUUUAGGGGGGUAGACAUUUAAAGCAAACUGGAGUCACCCAUUUGGGCGUGUUCAUGUGAUAGUUAUGGGUGAUUAUGGUUUGUACUUUGUACUGCUUGUUAAAAUGCUAAUCCUUCAGUUGUUCAUCAUGACUUUUUGAAAAAUAUAUUUUGCUGCCAAUACA
This is a messenger RNA of Glycine soja, 714 nucleotides long. RefSeq names its product ubiquitin-like protein ATG12. The transcript has 5 exons. Lineage: Eukaryota; Viridiplantae; Streptophyta; Magnoliopsida; Fabales; Fabaceae. Gene Ontology annotation, cellular component: Atg12-Atg5-Atg16 complex; phagophore assembly site membrane; cytoplasm. Gene Ontology annotation, biological process: C-terminal protein lipidation; nucleophagy; autophagy of mitochondrion. The record is from RefSeq and is a predicted model, not a curated record. Bases 119 to 403 code for a protein of 94 amino acids.